This is a messenger RNA of Ricinus communis (castor bean), 1739 nucleotides long. Its product is annotated as legumin B. Lineage: Eukaryota; Viridiplantae; Streptophyta; Magnoliopsida; Malpighiales; Euphorbiaceae. The transcript is spliced from 4 exons. The coding region runs from base 46 to 1518 and encodes 490 amino acids. Gene Ontology annotation, molecular function: nutrient reservoir activity. The record is from RefSeq and is a predicted model, not a curated record.
CCUUUUCAUCACAAGUACAUCGCCCUCUCUUCUCUGAUAUACACAAUGGCUUGCUCUUCUUUUCUCUCUCUGAGUCUUUGCCUUCUUAUUUUGUUCCAUAGCUCUCUUGCUCAAAUAGAGCAAGCAACUUCGCCAUACAGCGAGAAAAGAAGUCCGCAGCGAGGGCAACAGGAUCAGUGUCAACUCAACCGUAUUAACGCUGUCGAGCCUUCUCGUAGGUUUCAAUCAGAAGCUGGUCUGACAGAAAUUUGGGAUGAGAAUGAUCAACAGUUCCAAUGCGUUGGUGUUGUAGCUAUGCGCCAUACUAUUCAACAGAGGGGCUUAUUGUUGCCACAAUACGUCAAUGGACCUAAGCUCAUUUAUGUUGUCCAAGGCAGAGGCAUUCAGGGAUCAGUAUUCCCAGGUUGUCCUGAGACAUAUCAGUCACCAUCAGAAUCACAGUCAGAGAGUCAAGGCCAAGGACAAAGCCGUAGAGACCAGCAUCAGAAGGUUCGUCAAAUCCGGGAGGGCGACGUCAUUGCCUUGCAUGCUGGAGUAGCUCAAUGGAUUUACAACAAUGGUCGAUCUCCUCUUGUUCUGGUCCAAAUCAUUGACACCAGCAAUCCUGCCAAUCAGCUUGACCAGAACCACAGAGACUUCUUCCUUGCUGGUAACCCUCAAAGAGAAGUACAGAGCCAAAGAGGUGAAAGAGGCCGCACGAGUGAAAGAAGAUCAACCUCCACGGGAAGCGCACAUGACAACUCCGGCAACGUCUUUUCAGGCAUGGACGAGCGAGUGAUAGCAGAAUCGUUCAACAUCAACACAGAUCUUGCAAGAAAGUUAAGGGGUGAAAAUGAUUUGAGAGGCAUCAUUGUGAGCGUGGAGCAUGAUCUUGAGAUGCUAGCCCCACAAAGAAGCCAAGAAGAAGAACGAGAAGAAAGAGAAGAAGAAGCACAACGACAAUUGGAAAGGAGUCCUAGAGCCAGAUUCAAUGGCCUAGAGGAAACUUUCUGCACUGCCAGGUUGAGACACAACAUCAACAAACCAUCAGAAGCUGACAUCUACAACCCACGUGCCGGCCGUGUCACCAGUGUCAAUAGUCACAACCUCCCCAUUCUCAGAUACCUCCAACUCAGUAUUCAGAAAGCCGUCCUUUACAAGAAUGCUCUAAUGACACCACACUGGAACAUCAAUGCCCACAGCAUUCGGUACAUCACUAGAGGAAGUGGUCGUGUCCAGAUCGUUAAUGAAAAUGGAGAUUCAGUAUUUGAUGGACAAGUCCAAAGGGGUCAAAUGUUCACAGUACCACAGAACUUUGUAGUAAUAACGAAGGCAAGCAAUGAAGGACUAGAAUGGGUAUCCUUCAAGACUAAUGAUAAUGCAAAGAUCAACCAACUAGCAGGACGGGUCUCAGCAAUCAGGUCCAUGCCUGAGGAGGUAGUAGCAAAUGCAUUCCAGGUAUCCGUGGAAGAUGCCAGGAGGCUUAAAGAUAAUAGACAGGAAGUCACACUGCUGAGUCCUGGAUCUAGGUCAACAUAAACGACUAGUUAAUUAAGCUUGGAAUAAUAUGUAAUUUAUAAUAAAGGAAAAAAAAAAAACCAAUAGCACUGUAAACUAUUACAGUGAAGAAUAAAACCCUAGUGGUUAUGAACCAGUAUCCAGUUCCUGAUAGGCUUGUACUGUGAAUGGAUCUUGUGCGAGAGUCAACAAGCUUUGAGCUAAAUAAAUGGCAAUAAACAAAAUGCUACUUUUCAUCCAAA